Messenger RNA from Ilex paraguariensis (yerba mate), 3423 nucleotides. The record is from the annotation of a GenBank genome assembly. Lineage: Eukaryota; Viridiplantae; Streptophyta; Magnoliopsida; Aquifoliales; Aquifoliaceae.
AUGAGCACCGAAAGGCAGGGGGUAACGGUUAGGGACCUCGUCGAGGAAGCUAAGAAGCGGAUUGUUUUUCUGAUCAUAUGCGUGGUUGGACUGUCCUAUCUCAUGUCUUUAACAAGCUCCUCUGUCUUGGUCAACUUGCCUGCUGCUGCCUUCUUAAUAGUCAUCCUUCGCUACUUGUCCCUGGAUUUUGACAUGCGGAGGAAAGUUGCAGCAUACCAAAGCAAACCAUCCUCAGCAAGUCUUUCUUCUCAGAGGAAACCUCUUGAGGGUCCUAAAGUUGUCAUUGACAAGUCUGAUUGGAGAAGGAAAGUAAAUUCCCCUGUUGUUGAGGAUGCAAUAGAUCAGUUCAGCAGACAUUUAAUUUCUGAGUGGGUGACAGAUCUAUGGUACUCUCGCAUAACUCCUGAUAGACAAGUUCCAGAAGAGCUAGUGCAGAUCAUUAACGGUGUGCUGGGAGAGGUUUCAUGUCACGUGAGAAAUAUUAAUCUUAUAGAUCUUCUAACAAGGGAUAUCGUCCAUCUUCUUUGUACCCACUUGGAGCUCUUCCGUGCAAGUCAGGCAAAGAUUGAGAAGCAGUGGUCGAGAUUGCUGACCAUAGAACGUCGAGACAUGGAAUUAAAGUCUGUGCUGGCCACAGAUAACAAAUUGCACCCUGCAUUAUUUUCUACUGAAUCUGAGCAUAAGGUUCUGCAGCUUCUUAUGGAUGGUCUCAUUUCUGUCACAUUCAAGCCAGAGGAUAUGCAGUGCUCUUUAUUCCGCUAUAUUGUCAGGGAGCUUCUUGCUUGUGCUGUAAUGCGACCCGUUUUGAACUUAGCUAGCCCAAGGUUCAUAAAUGAAAGGAUUGAAUCUCUAGUUAUGUCUUCUUUAGACAAGGCUGAUAAAGGAGCUACUACAUCACAUUCCAAACCAAACGGAUCUUCUAAAAUGUCAACAGAUCGCUUUACUCGGUUUUUAGAUCCUUCUGCGAAGGGUGUUGAACUUGUGCAGUUAAAGAAGGAUCAAUCUGAAACUGCUGCUGGGAAACCUGGAACAGACAAUGUGAAUGGAAUGCUUCUUUCAAAGGAUCCGUUGCUUUUCAUUGAUCCUCGAUCAACACGUUCUUGGAGUUCUUUGCCCUCAGAAUCCCCCAAUGGUAAUGGAGGUUUACAACAACACCACUCUGGAGGAGAAUGGGGGGAUAUGCUAGAUAUAAUUUCUCGUAGAAAGACUGAAACCCUGGCUCCGGAGCAUUUUGAGAAUAUGUGGACAAAAGGAAGAAACUACAGGAAGAAGGAAGGUGAGUGUCGGUUGACGGAUCCAGCUCCACGAAAUUCUUCUGCAGGGAUAUCUAAAACAAUGGAUCAAACUAGGCACAAGGAAAAAUAUGGUGCAACUAAAGGUAGUUCCCUUGAGAGUAGCGCUCCUCUUUCUGGAUGUAAUGUACGUGCUGCAGCAGAUAACUUACUACGACAUAGUGAUCGGAACAUAUCAAGUUACCCUCCAGUUAUUUCAGAAGAAGACGAUGAUGAACACAACAACAUGCAUUUAGACGAGGUUGAAUCAGGGAGCAGUAGUGGUUAUACGACCGAAGAUGAUGAAAACAGCAGUGUGACAGGUCUUGAUUCUCCUGGUGUCAAGGUUUGGGAUGGUAAAAAUAAUAGAAAUGUUUCUGUCUCUCACAUUCAUCAUCCACUUGAAAUUUCUGAAGGCCGCAAGACAAGAAAGACGCACAAAGGGCAUGCCAACUCUCAACAUUUAGCCAUAACAGAGUCUGGAAGAAAAAGGUCCAGAUUAAGCAGUCAGGAGGUGCAUGUCUGGCAAGAGAUUAGAAGAACAAGCUUUUUAUCCGGAGAUGGGCAGGAUAUUUUGAAGUCUUCUAAAGCAAACGUCAAAUCUGACACUAGUGAUGAGUCUGAAACAGAAAUGUUGGGCAGAAUUCGCAGUGGAGCAACUGCUUCACCAUCUGUUUCUUCUGUGUCUACACCUGAAAGUCAUGGUUUGGCUGCUAAUCCACCAAAACAUUCGUUUUUGGCAGAUACUUUUUUAAAGUUAAGAUGCGAGGUAUUAGGUGCCAAUAUUGUGAAGAGUGGCUCCAAAACAUUUGCAGUUUACUCUAUAUCUGUUACGGAUGUAAAUAACAAUAGUUGGUCUAUCAAAAGAAGGUUUCGACAUUUUGAGGAGCUGCAUCGACGUCUUAAAGAGUUUCCAGAAUAUAAUCUUCAUUUGCCACCCAAGCAUUUUCUGUCAACUGGUCUAGAUGUGCUUCUCAUCCAAGAACGUUGUAAAUUGCUUGACACAUACUUGAAGAAACUUCUGCAGCUCCCUACUAUUUCAGGAUCUAUUGAAGUUUGGGACUUCCUUAGUGUUGAUUCUCAGACAUAUGUUUUCUCAAAUUCUUUAUCUAUCAUUGAAACAUUGUCAGUUGACCUAGAUGACACGGGACAUGAAAAGAGUGAAGAUGCUGGUAAUAUCAUUAGGCCUGCGAUUGAUCUAUUAUCCUCGAGGAGAGGGCAAAUGAAUGCUGAAGGCAAGAAGUCUGCAUCACAGAUGAAGCAUGACUGUGUGGCUGAUGUGUCAAGACUGAAUAAAAAUGGUGCAACUCUUUCUCCACCUAAAAGGAUUGCAAAGGAGUACAGAAGACCAUUUGAGGAUUCUAGUAGUGACUCCGACAAUGUGGUGCAAAAGAAUAUUUUUCCCACCAAAAACUCGGGGAAGACUACAAAAGGAGGUGAUAGUGAUGAUCUACAUGGAUCACCUGAGUUGCUUAUGGAUGCUGCUGCUGAUCCAGCUCUCCCUAGCGAGUGGGUGCCGCCGAAUUUAAGUGUCCCCAUCUUGGAUUUGGUUGACGUCAUUUUCCAGCUUCAAGAUGGUGGAUGGAUCAGGCGUAAGGCUUUUUGGGUGGCCAAACAGGCAUUACAGCUGGGAAUGGGUGAUGCUUUUGAUGAUUGGUUAAUUGAGAAAAUCCAGCUUCUGCGUAGGGGAUCUGUGGUUGCUUCGGGGAUCAGGCGCGUUGAGCAGAUACUUUGGCCUGAUGGAAUAUUCAUCACAAAGCAUCCAAAGCGACAACGACCAACCCCCUCAGCAAACCCAUCCCCCCAUAGUUCCACUCGUGUACUACCUCCACCAACGCCAUCUUCAACUAAGAUAGAGGAUACCCAGAAACUUGAUGAGAUAACACAAAAGGAAGCUGAAAGGCGUGCGAAAUUUGUGUAUGAGCUAAUGAUCGACAAUGCCCCAGCUGCUAUUGUCAGUCUUUUUGGUCGUAAGGAGUAUGAGCAAUGUGCAAAGGAUCUGUAUUACUUCCUCCAGUCGUCCGUUUGUCUGAAGCAACUAGCUUUUGACCUUCUCGAGCUGCUGCUCUUGUCUGCAUUUCCAGAAUUGGAUGAUGUCUUCAGGCGGUUGCACGAGGAAAAAGAAAAGUUUGGAGAGGUCAAACAGGAUUAA